Stegodyphus dumicola is the source of this 1865-nucleotide messenger RNA. RefSeq lists its product as uncharacterized. Gene Ontology annotation, cellular component: plasma membrane. Gene Ontology annotation, molecular function: protein binding. Lineage: Eukaryota; Metazoa; Arthropoda; Arachnida; Araneae; Eresidae. The record is from RefSeq and is a predicted model, not a curated record.
CUUUAUUUGACCAAUGAGUGGCGACCUUCCUUGAAACAGUGGAAAAUGGAACGCCUCUUCUGUACGCGCGUGAGAGUUUAUUUCAGCGCUUCUCUGAAAGUGAUUGAUCCUUUCACCUCUGCGCUUUAACGGUAAAUAAAAAUGUUGAGUUUAUUGAAGCAAGUAUUACUGAUAUAUUUUGGUUUUGUGACUACUGGUAUCACUUGUCAAUAUAUUAAAAAUUCUGGAUCUUCAACAUCUCAGAAAGCUAGAGAAAUCCCUGGAACUUCUAAUGAUUUUCAACCUUCAUUUGGUUCAAGAUUAUCAACUUUUUAUGGAAAUAACCAUCACUCGCUUGGAAAAGUUAUAGCUUAUCCUGCAGUUUCAAAUAUAAAUCGAUCAGUUAAGUACAGAAAUCAGUCACAAAGAUCGGUUCCUUUCCAAAUGUUCACACAGGAAGAUCAGCCACUUGAUGGGUCUUUUAGAACAAAGCAGAGUGCAAAGGCAACUGCCAGUCUUGAUGAAAGCAAAAAUAGCUAUCCUGUAAAUAUAUCAAAUAGUUCCUCAGUGGGAAAUUACAGAAGAUCAAAUAUCCCCGCACGUUUGAAUGAUGCCAAGUACCUUAUACCGAAGAGUGCGAAGAAGAAACUAAGAAAGAAACAAAAAGAGAUUCAAGUAAUUUCGAAGUCAGAUGCAAAAGUACAAAAUGCAGGUUUACAUAACUUUUCUGAAAAUGAUUUUUCUUCUGUCUUUGAUAAUGCUCACAAUUUCCUGUUUGAUAGCCAAAAAUUGCCCAUCCUUCUUGAAAGGCAGGACCCACGAACGCUUGAAAAUGACUCUGGAGAAGAAUUGACACUCCCUUGUUCUUGUCAUUACAGCCAAGAGGAAUGUGGCUGCAACUGCACAGGUUCAUUGUCAUAUGAUGAUUUCCAGGAUUUAUCAAAAUUAUUUCGUUCUUGCUCAAGAUUUUCUUUUCUCUUAUCCGAUGGUGAUUAUUAUGCUUUUCCACCUAACUUAUUCUACAACGUUGGAUGUGUCGAACAUUUCAACUUGACAUUAUCAAACGCAACGUUUGAUUACCUUUUCGACCCUUCUCCAUACACUUCUGCUUUCGGAGGAGUCUGCUUUCAAAAAACUGGACUCGUUAAGUUACGUAAGGUGAAUGUAAGAAGAGCCUGGAACUGGACACCGCUGGAGCAACUCAAGAAACCUUCUGGUUCAACAAUGGACAUAGAAAUAGAUGGUUGUGGCCUCAAGCGCUUGUCUUCAGAUUUCUCCAGAGUGUCUGGAGAAAGCCUAAAGACCCUCAGCAUAUCAGACAGUGAACUGGAGAUGUUAGGAAGCGGGGCAUUUGCACGUUUUGAGCGUAUGGUGCAGAUUCGAUUGCCAAAAAACCGUUUGCAAUCGAUUCAUCGAGGAGAUUUGCCGCCUAAUGCCCAAGAGCUUCAAGAAAUCGACCUCAGGUAUAAUCGACUGGAAUCUAUUGAGAAUGAUCUUUUUCAAGAUAUGCCAUCCUUGAAAGUUAUAUCUCUUGCCGGAAAUCCAAUUCGGAUGUUAUCAGAGAGCACGUUUGGUGCCGUUAUUGGGAAGACAUUCUUACAAGGAGUCUCUGAUUUUCCUUUAUACUGUGACUGUCGAUUACGCUGGCUGAAGAAUUCAACUUUGAGCCAAAACACCAUUGUGCUGCAAAAUUUAAAAGAUGCGAUUUGCAGAAGACCUCCGUAUCUGAGAGGAACUCCUUUCAAAGACUUGUCCAAAGAGCAUUUGAUUUGUUAAAAGUAUUUUAAUGGUUUUAAUGGACGUAUCUUGAGUAAAAGUACUGCUUACUUUCUGUAUUUCUGUUGUUUCAAAGCAAAGUAUCAAUUUUAAUAAAAAUAUUUUGGGUA